Molecule: messenger RNA, 1368 nt
Organism: Egretta garzetta (little egret)
Lineage: Eukaryota; Metazoa; Chordata; Aves; Pelecaniformes; Ardeidae
Gene: CALHM1
Product: calcium homeostasis modulator 1
Exons: 2
Coding region: 1-1368 (455 amino acids)
Molecular function (GO): monoatomic cation channel activity
Source: RefSeq, a predicted model, not a curated record
AUGGACAAGUUUCGUAUGAUCUUCCAGUUCCUCCAGUCCAACCAGGAGUCCUUCAUGAAUGGCAUCUGUGGGAUCAUGGCCCUCGCCAGCGCCCAGAUGUACUCAGCCUUUGAUUUCAACUGCCCCUGCCUGCCAGGCUACAACCUGGCCUACGGGCUGGGCAUCCUCCUGGUGCCCCCCUUCAUCUUGUUCCUGCUGGGCUUCGUGCUGAACAACAACGUCUCCAUGCUGGCAGAAGAGUGGAGGCGACCCCAGGGCCAGCGAGGGAAGGACCGGGCUGUCCUGCGCUACAUGUUCUGCUCCAUGGCACAGCGGGCCAUGAUCGCCCCGGUGGUCUGGGUCUCGGUGACGCUGCUGGAUGGCAAGUGCAUCACCUGUGCCUUCUGCACCUCGGUGCCCAUGGAGACCCUGGGCAACACCAGCCACCCUGGCCUCUCCCAAGGAGAGAUGAAGCGGGUCCUCGCCCGCAUCCCCUGCAAGGAGAUCUACGAUGGGCAGGAGCUCAUCGCCAACGAAGUGGCCGUCAGGUACCUGCGCUGCAUCUCACAGGCUCUGGGCUGGUGCUUUGUGCUGCUGAUGACCACCCUGGCUUUCUUGGUCAGAUCCCUCCGGCCCUGCUUCACCCAAGCCGCCUUCCUGAAGAGCAGGUACUGGUCCCACUACAUCGACAUUGAGCGCAAACUGUUCGACGAGACAUGUGCAGAGCAUGCCAGGAGCUUUGCCAAGGUCUGCAUCCAGCAGUUCUUUGAGGGCAUGAGCACGGACCUGGCGGCCGCUCGCUGCCACCCACCCAGGAAAGCCCCUGCUGAUGCUGGGGAAGCCACCGAGAAGCUCUUGGGCAUCACCGACCAGAGCACCAUGAACAUGGCCCUGAAGAGCUGGCACAGAUGCAAGCCCCCGCUGCACCUCCACUCGCCUGCCCUCCCCAGUGGCAAUGGCUGGGGGGGGGGGGGGAGAGCCAUGCUUUUGGGAGAGGGGCUGCAGAGAGGGCUGGCAGGCGGGCAGCUGAGCCAGGCAGGGGCAAGGGCCAGCACCACAGGGGCUGCAGGGGGGCAGGCACCCAAAGGGCUCAGUGGUGGUGCCAGCACGAUCCCAUCUGCUCCCACAGCCAAUCCUACAGCAUCGGUAAUUCAGGCAAGGAGUUUUGUGCUGAGCAGGGCAGCUAUCCGAGGCCACGAUGGACAAGCCCCAGGGAUGCUGACGGGCCUGAUGUGUCAGCCAGCCAGACACGCCGUGUGUCCCGCACCACCAAGCACCGGGUUUGUGUUGCGGCAGUUGCCAAGGCAGACACUACCCAAUGUGCAAAACUUCCUUUCUUUUACCACAUGCUCAGCACUGGGCAGCACACAUGGAUUUAGGCAGUAUUAA